GAGUCCGUCGUCAGUCACCGGCGAGACAGACAUCGGCGCAGGGCUAGAGAAGGGCACGAAGAUGCCCCUCGGAUAAACGGCCAUCCCAAACUGGACAGACACCGUGAGCACCCGCCUGGGUACGACAGCUCUUCCACCAUGAUGAGCAGCGAGCUGGAGUCCAGCAGCUUCAUCGACUCGGACGAUGACGACAACACGAGCAGGUUGAGCAGCUCCACGGAGCAGAGCACUUCGUCGCGGCUCAUUCGGAAGCACAAACGCCGGCGGAGGAAACAGAGGAUGCGGCAGAUGGACAGGUCAUCCUCGUUCAGCAGCAUCACUGAUUCUACUAUGUCCCUGAAUAUCAUCACUGUCACGCUCAACAUGGAAAAGUAUAACUUCCUGGGGAUCAGCAUUGUAGGACAGAGCAAUGACCGGGGCGAUGGUGGCAUAUACAUUGGCUCUAUUAUGAAAGGAGGGGCUGUGGCAGCAGAUGGACGAAUUGAACCAGGAGACAUGCUUCUGCAGGUGAAUGACGUCAAUUUUGAGAACAUGAGCAAUGAUGAUGCAGUACGAGUCUUACGGGAAAUAGUCUCCAAGCCUGGACCUAUUAGCCUAACGGUAGCCAAAUGCUGGGACCCCACUCCCAGGAGUUAUUUCACCAUCCCCAGGGCAGAACCGGUGCGGCCGAUCGACCCUGCAGCGUGGAUCUCUCAUACCACAGCCAUGACGGGAGCGUACCCCCGUUACGGUAUGAGCCCCUCCAUGAGCAUCACCACAUCUACCAGCUCCUCACUAACAAGCUCAAUUCCCGAUUCGGAAAAAUUAGAAGAAUCCCCCUUAACUGUGAAGAGUGACAUGGCUACUAUUGUCAAGGUUAUGCAACUACCAGACUCAGGCCUUGAAAUCCGGGACAGGAUGUGGUUAAAAAUUACCAUCUCCAAUGCAGUAAUAGGAGCAGAUGUCGUUGACUGGCUUUACACGCAUGUGGAAGGCUUCAAAGACCGACGGGAGGCUAGAAAAUACGCCAGCAGCAUGUUAAAACACGGCUACCUCAGGCACACUGUGAACAAAAUCACCUUCUCGGAGCAGUGCUAUUAUGUCUUUGGAGACCUCUGUGGCAAUAUGGCUGCGCUGACCCUUAACAACGGUUCCAGCGGCGCCUCGGAUCAGGACACGCUUGCCCCGCUCCCGCACCCCGCUGCUCCCUGGCCAUUAGGCCAGGGAUACCCAUAUCAGUAUCCUCUGCCCCCUCCGUGUUUUCCACCUGCAUACCAAGACCCAGGGUUCAGCUACGGCAGCGGCAGUGCAGGGAGCCAGCAAAGUGAAGCAUUAGACUGAAGGAUUCAUAAAGGAAUGGCUGACUCUAGGGGAUUGGAAGCAAAAGCAGCGGCU
Tinamus guttatus (white-throated tinamou) is the source of this 1374-nucleotide messenger RNA. The record is from RefSeq and is a predicted model, not a curated record. Lineage: Eukaryota; Metazoa; Chordata; Aves; Tinamiformes; Tinamidae.